Otolemur garnettii (small-eared galago) is the source of this 3434-nucleotide messenger RNA. RefSeq names its product protein phosphatase 6 regulatory subunit 1 (gene PPP6R1). Gene Ontology annotation, molecular function: protein phosphatase regulator activity; protein phosphatase binding. The transcript is spliced from 24 exons. The record is from RefSeq and is a predicted model, not a curated record. Gene Ontology annotation, cellular component: cytosol; nucleus. NCBI's taxonomy places the organism in Eukaryota, Metazoa, Chordata, Mammalia, Primates, Galagidae. Bases 96 to 2723 code for a protein of 875 amino acids.
CCCGGAGCAGGGGCCAGAGCCGCUGCGGCGGGGCGGGGGGGCUGCCCCGAUGAGCCCCGAGUGCGAGGAGCCGCCGCCCCCCCUCGCAGGGCGCCAUGUUUUGGAAGUUUGACCUGCACACAAGCUCGCACCUAGACACGCUGCUGGAGCGGGAGGACCUAAGCCUGCCCGAGUUGCUGGAUGAGGAGGACGUCCUCCAGGAGUGCAAGGUGGUCAACCGCAAGCUGCUGGACUUCCUGCUGCAGCCGCCCCACCUGCAGGCCAUGGUGGCCUGGGUUACCCAGGAGCCACCUGCCAGUGGUGAGGAGCGUCUGCGCUACAAAUACCCCAGCGUGGCCUGUGAGAUCCUGACCUCCGAUGUGCCGCAGAUCAACGAUGCCCUGGGUGCUGAUGAGUCGCUCCUGAACCGGCUCUAUGGCUUCCUGCAGAGCAGUGGCAGCCUCAACCCACUGCUUGCCAGCUUCUUCAGCAAGGUCAUGGGCAUCCUCAUCAACCGCAAGACAGACCAGCUUGUGUCCUUCCUACGGAAGAAGGAUGACUUUGUGGACCUGCUGCUGCAGCACAUUGGCACCUCAGCCAUCAUGGACCUCCUGCUGCGCCUACUCACCUGCGUGGAGCGGCCCCAGCUGCGGCAGGAUGUCGUCAAUUGGCUGAAUGAGGAGAAGAUUGUCCAGCGGCUGAUUGAGCAGAUCCACCCAUCAAAGGAUGACAAUCAACAUUCCAACGCAUCCCAGUCCCUGUGCGAUAUCAUCCGCCUGAGCCGCGAGCAGAUGGUCCAGGUUCAGGACAGCCCGGAGCCCGACCAGCUGCUGGCCACCUUGGAGAAGCAGGAGACAGUGGAGCAACUCCUGAGCAACAUGUUCGAGGGGGAGCGGAGCCCCUCUGUCCUCGUCAGCGGGAUCCAGGUGCUGCUGACCCUUCUGGAGCCCAGGAGGCCGAGGUCCGAGUCCAUGACCAUGAACAACUUCUUCAGCAGUGUGGAUGGGCAGCUGGAGCUCCUGGCCCAGGGGACCCUGGACUGUGCUGUAUCCAGUGUGGGUGCCCUGCAUGCCCUGCGCCCACGGCUCAGCUGCUUCCACCAGCUCUUACUUGAGCCACCCAAGCUGGAGCCGCUGCAGAUGACAUGGGGCAGCCUGGACCCACCGCUGGGCAACACACGACUGCAUGUGGUCAAGCUCCUAGCCAGUGCCCUGAGUGCCAAUGACGCCGCCCUGACACAGGAGCUCCUGGCACUGGAUGUGCCCAACACCAUGCUGGACCUCUUCUUCCACUAUGUCUUCAACAACUUCCUACACGCCCAAGUGGAGGGCUGUGUGAGCGCCAUGCUGAGCUCAGGGCCCCCUCCUGACAGUAGCCCUGAGAUGCCCAUGGAGAACCCUGUCGUGAAACAUCUGCUACAGCGAUGUCGCCUGGUGGAGCGGAUCCUGACGUCCUGGGAGGAGAACGACCGUGUGCAGUCUGGGGGGGGCCCUCGGAAGGGCUACAUGGGCCACUUGACGAGAGUGGCCAAUGCCUUGGUGCAGAGUGCAGAGAAGGGGCCCAACGCGGACCAGCUGGGGCAGCUGCUGAAGGAACUGCCCAGCGAGCAGCAGGAGCAGUGGGAGGCAUUCGUGGCAGGACCCCUGGCAGAGACCAACAAGAAGAACAUGGUGGACCUGGUGAACACCCACCACCUUCACUCUUCAAGUGAUGAUGAGGAUGACAGACUCAAGGAAUUCAACUUCCCGGAGGAGGCUGUGCUGCAGCAGGCCUUCAUGGACUUUCAGAUGCAGCGCAUGACCUCAGCCUUUAUCGACCACUUUGGCUUCAAUGAUGAGGAGUUUGGGGAGCAGGAAGAAAGUGUGAAUGCACCCUUCGAUAAGACAGCCAAUAUCACCUUCUCCCUCAAUGCGGAUGAUGAGAAUCCCAACGCCAACCUGCUGGAGAUAUGCUACAAGGACCGCAUCCAGCAGUUUGAUGAUGACGAAGAAGAGGAGGAUGAGGGAGAGGGCCCAGGCUCAGGGGAGUCCGAUGGAGAGGACAGUGCCUGGCAGAGCAGCCAGCUGGCAAGGGGGGCCCACCUGGGCCAGCCCCCUGGUGUCCGGAGUGGAGGCAGCACAGACAGUGAAGAUGAGGAAGAAGAAGAGGAUGAGGAGGACGAGGAAGGUGACAGCCGGGCAGCCCGUGGAAAGCCCACCCAUCCCUCCUGUCCCAGUCCUAUCCCUCAGCCCUCAGGCCCAAGCUGGACAGCCACCUUUGACCCAGUGCCUACAGACACCCCAGCUGGCCCCUGUAUCUCCAGAGAAGAAGAGCUGCGCUCUGGGCCCCCAGCCCCACAGGGGCCCCCCAAUGUGCCCCAAGGCCUCCCCGCCCAAAGCCUGGCCUGCCCUCCAGCCCAUGAUGCCCUGCAGCUCAGGUCUCAGGAGCCCCUGCUCCCCUCAGCACCUCAGGAAGCCACAGAUGGCAGCAAAGUAGCGGAGCCCUCAGCCCCCUGCCAGGCCUUGGUCAGCACUGGGGACAUCCAGGCCACCUUCCACGGGAUUUGCUCCAUCCCCAGCUCCUUGGACAGUGCAACCAGAGACCCCUCUACCUCUGUCCCAGACCCUGGGGCCCCCCAGACCACAGAGGGGGAGAAGAGCCCAGAGCCCAUGGGGCCUCCCCAAAGCCAGAGCAGUGCCCUACAGUCUCCUUCGAUGCCCAGUGGCUCCACCCCAAGAGGGCCCGUGUCUCUGGGCCCCCAGUAGCUGCCUGCCUGUGGUGGCCGGAUCCUCCGUCCUUCUCAUGGAUCUCCUGGGUGGGGGCAGGGCGGGUCUCUCAUGGCCCCCAUUGCCCUCAUCACCCCAACCCCACAUUCUCUCCUCUGGACUCCCGGAAGGCUGGUGCCAGGGAGGCCCCCCAUUUGCACUGAGAAGAGAAGUUUGGGAGCAUUGCCUCCUAAAAUAAAGAUAUAGAGUCAAAUAGAGAGAGCAGAGAGAGAGGCGUAUAUUAUAUAUUAUGCAGAGAGGGAGGAGGCACAGGAGCCAGGGUGUGUACUGGGCCCUGCUCCAGAGCACCCCCUUCCUGUCCUGUCCCAGCAGGGGCUGGCGUUGGCAUCGCACCCCAUGCUGUGGUGCAGACGCCCACAUUGGCCCUUCAGCUCAGGUCCACCUUGGGGGAAGGCCCAGCGAAGUGGGGGCAUCAGAGGAGUUUGAGUUGGGGCUGUGCCUUUGCCCAGACCCUGCACUUCACCCAGGCCAGCCAGCUCUGGGGAGCAGGGCCUCAUGAGAACAUCCCCCGGGGCCCUGAAUCGGGGUUUAGCUGGGUUUCCCUGCGUCCCAAGGGCCUGGGGUCCCAGCCCCAAUGCCAAGUGGCCUUGUCCCAGCUCCCUCCUCCCAGGUUGGUGUGAGUGUGUGUGCGUUCGUGCCGAGCUUCUAUUUCGUAUUGCAAAUAUAAAUAAAGGAAGACAGUUUAUGAUG